Molecule: messenger RNA, 9471 nt
Organism: Rotaria sp. Silwood2
Lineage: Eukaryota; Metazoa; Rotifera; Eurotatoria; Philodinida; Philodinidae
Source: the annotation of a GenBank genome assembly
AUGGGUCAACAUUUGUCUAGCAUCAAUUCACAAAUAGUUAAUUUACUUGAAUCAAAUUGUUCUAUUCCUAGUCCAACUGCAGUCGUAUCUGGUAUUGGUUCAGAAGAUGUUAGUUUAUUUUUAUCUUCAGAAAUUUCAUCGAACGCAAUUAAUGAUAAAUAUCAGAUAUCAAAACAAUGGACUAAACAAAUUCAAAAUUAUUUAUACCAUUUAAUACAUAUACCCGACUUUGAAAUAGUCAAUACUCAAAUGAAUAGUAUAUGUACAUCCAUUCUUACUGACUACCAACAAAUAAUACAAGAAUUAAAUAAUGAUUUUGAAAAAAAGGAACAAUUUAAAAUAUCUCUUUUAAAUAAACUUAAAAAUGAUAAUGAUAAUAAACAACAAUCUUCAUUAGCAUCAAAACUUUCUACUCUAUUUAAAUUUGCUGAAAAACAUGCAUUACCAGGAACACAUCAUUUACAUCAAUCAAUAAUAAUAGAUUCAUCAGCAUCAAGUAAUCGAGUUACAGAAAAACAGUUUGAAACAAUUUUAAACAAAUUUUUAACUUCCAAUAAAUCAUUGAAAAAUAUUCUAUUUGUCUUAAAUAAAUUUCUAUUCGAUACAAAUAAUGUUUAUGAUUUACGAAAUAUUUUAACACAAUUCAAUGAUCGAUUUUCAGGAAAUCGUCGUGAAUGGGAAAAUGAACAGAUGACAAAUAAUAAUAAAACAGUAAAACAAACAAUAGAUGCAAAAUUAUUUGCUCAUUUAACUUUAAUUGGAGCAUAUCCAAAUAGUCGACUUAAAAAUAUGGUUAGAAAACAAUUUACAGGACAAUUUAUAUCAUUUUUUAUAUUUACACAUAUUAAUUUUCAUAAUACAAUCAAUACGAAUAAACAAUUUAAUUCUGGUUCAAUUGAUAAAUCAAUGUCAUUUGAAUUUCAUCCCGAUACAUAUAAACAAUUAUUUGACAUUAUCAAACAAUUAUCAGUAAUAUCAACGAAAGAUUUAAAUAUAAAUCUUAUUUAUAUAUUAAUAGUUUGUUUGAGAUUAUUUACAACACAUUUAAAAUUUCUAUUUGUAAUAACAACAAAUUCAUUUAAUAAUUUAUUAUUAACAAAUGAGAAUAGAACAACAAUCAAUCGUAUUGAUCAAGAAAUUAAUUUAAAUGAAUUGGCUAUUUCUAAUGAUGAUCUACAAUUAUGGUUUGAUACUUUAUUAAUAUUAGCUUGUCAAGAGAGUAUAAAACCAGAACAAACGACAAUUAAUAGUCAAGCAUCAAAAUGUCUUAUUCAAAUUCUUGAUAGGAAAGUAUCUUCAUUUACAGAAAAAUUAUCUUUUAUUCAUCAAUAUGUUAGCGAAAAUAAAUAUUUUAUAUUAGUUGAAGAAUUAUUAAUAGAAUUUAAUACUAAUACAACAUUAUUCAAUUGGAUUGAUGUAUUAUGUAAUAAUAAUUUUGACAAUACAAAUGCAUUUAAUAUAUUAUAUUUAUUUUUGGAUAUUUAUUUUAAUCCUUCAAAUGAUAUGAAACCAAGAAUAAAACAACAAAUUCAACAAAUAAUACAACGAUUUCAACAACUUAUUUUCAUGCAAUUAUCAUCAACAUAUUCUCUUGCAAAUAAAUAUAUUUCUUAUAUAUUAAAUAAUUUCAAUAGUAAAUCAGAAAUAGUAAACGAUUUAUUGAAUCCAAUUCUUAUUGGCCUCGGUUUAAUGACAGAAACACAUUUUAAUUUUACAACAAUUCAAGCAAUAAUUACUUAUGUUUUACCGUUACUAGCAGAAUUUAUAUUAAAAAAUUCAAUCAAUGAAAAUAUAAUAGCUAAUAAUCUACAUUACAUUUAUUGGCUAUUAGGUAAAAUGAGUUAUAUUUUGAUAGGAGGUCCACAAAAUAAUGUAUUAGAAAUAAAAUAUAUCGAAAAGCUACAAUCUCCUCUGUUUGCUGGUGGAUGUGAAAAAUUAACUAUCGAAAGUAAUCAAUAUCUAUUGAAUUUAUUUGAAUCGAAUAUAGUCGAUUAUAUUCAACUUAAAACAACAGAUUAUAAUUUUGAACAAUCAUUAUUCGAUCAUGAAUUUUUAAUGUCAAUUUAUAAUAAUAUUAAUCAAGGUGCACAAUUAAUAUCAAAAAUAAAAAUGUUUAUCAAAGAUAAACAAUAUUUAUUACAAAAAUCAAUAGAACAACAAGCUAAUCAUGCAUGUGCAGCUUUAUUUGCUGUUUAUAUUAAAUUUUUUCGUCGAAUCAAUUUAGCUAAAUAUGAACUUACUAGAACAGAUGAUAAAAAACCACAUAAAAAACUUUUAUCUAUUUUUGAAUAUGCUACACAUGUUUAUAUAUUAUUUGCUAGAACAAAAGGACAAGGUGGUAAUUGUGAUGAACUUUAUGAUCAAAUUAAAAUGAAUACAUUAUUUUUGUUAACAUCUAUUAAAGAAAGUAAUUUAAUUUCAAUAAUUGAAUAUGAAAUUGAUGAAACAAUAAAUAAAACAAAAUUAAAACAUCAAUAUUCACGAAAAAUAAUAAAAAAAUAUGAUUUUAGAUUAUUGAGAAAUAUGUUUCAAGCUUGUACGCGUUUUAAAAAAAUAAUGUUAACAAAAAAGAAAAUUAAUGAAGAAAAACAAAAAAAUGAAAAUAUUCUACGACGAACUAUUGAUAAUUAUAUAUUUAAUGAAAAAAACUUUGAAUCAAAUGAAUUAAUACAAUGUAUGUCACGGCAAUAUGAACGUGCAAUGAUAAGAUUAAUAAUAUAUAAAUUUAUUUAUAAAUUUAUACAAAAAAUAUUUGAUUACAAAGAUAAAAAUCAAAUUCUUACAUGUUUAAGAAUUUAUUUACCAUAUUUAAGAAAAACAAAUAUUGAAUGGUCAUAUUUAGAAAAUAUAUCAGCAGCAAAUAUUCAAUUAAAAGAAGAUAUCACUAAGAAUUAUUAUUUAAUUAUUAAAAAAAUCUUUUCUUAUUUAUUACAAUCAACAAGUAUUGAUCAAGUCACAUUAGUACAGAAUGUGUUCUAUUUACUUAAUUUAUCAUAUGAACUAACAGAUAUUUAUUAUUUAUAUAAUAAUGAAUUUCUUGAAAUUUUAAAUAAUACAUUUUUAAAUUCGAAUCUUGAUAUAAAGUUUAUUAGUUACAAUUGGUUUCGUUUGUAUGUAUUGAAAUUUUGUGAAAAUUUCCAAUUAGAAUCAAAUUUAGUAUUAAACGAAAUACAAGAAUUAAUUUUUAAUAAAAUAAUUUUAACUGAAUUAAAAUUAUUUAAACAAUUAUCUUCAAUAAAUAUAGAAAACAAAGUUAUAGACGAAAAAAAUUCAUUCAAUAAUGUUACUAUUGAAUGGUUUAUAAAAGCAAAAGACACAAGUAAUGUAUCAACGAAAUUUGAAAUUGAUCUUUAUAUUAAUCAAUAUUUAAUGAUUCUAUUACGAUGUAUUCAUUUCUAUGAACAUGUACAAUCAUAUUGUGCAACUGAUAAAUAUAUUGAAGAACUAAUUUAUCUAUAUCAAAAUAGUCAAAAUCAAAUAACUUGUUUGCUUUCAUUAAAAAUUCUACGCAAAUUAAUUAUAUUUCUAUCUGAAGAUCUUAAUGAACAAUCAAAAUUAAUGAUGAAUAAUUUUUUAACGAAUAUUUUAUUUUCAAUUAAUAAGACGACAACAGACAUAACCACUGAAUUAAUUUACUUUUAUCGAACUAUUAUGUCAUCUAAAUCACCAUUGCAAACAAUGGCUAUUCAGCUGAUUUUAGAUACUAUUACAUCUAAUUUGAAAUUAUUUCAAUCGAUUGAUAAUGUUCUAUCAUCAUUAUGUAUAUUAGGAGGUUAUAUUCAACCUUUUUGUUUAGGUUCAAUUGUAGAAAUUCAUGAUAUUGAUGAAACUCAACUGGGAAUUAUUAUUGAUAUAAAUAAAAAUGUUCGUGAUUUGAAUACAACGGAUACAUUACCUUAUCUUGUUCAAUUUAUUCAAACAAAUGAAACUAAAUGGAUAAGAGAAGAUAAAUUAAGAAUUCAAGUAGAUGUUCCAGCACCAAAUCUUCUUGAAUUAACUGGUACAAAUGAAUUUAUAGAUUUGUUAUUUGAUGCAUUAGCAUAUUUUGUACAAAUUGAUAAAUCAACAAUAGAUUCUUUACUAUUAUUACAAUUAAAACGUCGAUCAAUUUUGGUUUUAUAUCGAAUAUUAAAUCAUAAAAAACUUGUAGAUAUUUUCAUACAAAAACCAUAUAUAUCAAUCAUAGCUCAAUUAUCUAUAUCAGCUUUAUUAUUAAAACCAUCUGAAAAACCAACAGAUUUACAAUUAUUAAAUAAACAUCAAUUAGAACAAUAUUGUUUAAGUUUGGAUCGUUGUAAAUAUUAUAAACAAAUUUUUGAUAAUACAAAUAAAACAAAUAAUGAUGAAUUUAUUAUUUGGACAAAGAUUCCAUUUAAAACAGAUUUAUUAACAGAUGAUUUAUCAUCAACAAAUGAAUGGAAAUCAUCUAUGUCAAAAAGAGAUAUUCAAUUAUUUAAAAAAGGUCGAUUAGGAAAUGAUGAAAUUAAAAUUAUAGAAUUAUCAUCUCAACUUUCUGGUAAAUGGUUUACAGAAGAAUGUGGUAUAACACAUCGAUUUCCAGGACGUGUUUAUUUAGUAUCUGAAAAUUCGAAUGCAUUAUCAGCUAUAUUUAUUAUUGAGAAUUUACAAUUAACUGAAGGUAAUUGGUAUUUUUGUAUUCGAUUAUUACAAUCAACAUCAGUACGUAUUGGAUGGGCAACAAAUGGAUUUAAAUCAAAUCAUUCUAUUGGAAUAGGUAAUGAUCAAUAUUCUUGGUCAUAUGAUGGAUCUCAAGGUAUGAUUUAUCAUAAUGAACAAUAUCCAUUUGAAUUUGAAAAUAUUCGUUGGAGUAUAAAUGAUGUUUGUGGUUGUGGAAUUGAAAUUAAUGGUGAUAAUAUACGAAUUAAUUAUUGGAUAAAUGGAUAUUUUUUAGGUACAGCUUUUGCUCAUCAAUUACCAAUUAAUUCAACAACAACUAUAUGUAAUAUGUUACCAAAUGGACAUCGAACAAGUUAUUUUCCUGGUGUUAGUUUAAAUGUAAAUGAUACAUCAAUUUUAAGUAGUUAUGAAUUUAUAUUUCAUCCAAUGGAUAUGUUUGAAUGUCCAUUACCAAACGGUUAUAAACCAUUAGUAGUUCCGACUCUAUUAGAUAUUGAUGAUUUAUUUGUUCCUUAUCCAUUUAAUGCUUAUUUAAUUGGUACUAAAAUAGAAGAUUAUACUAUUCACAAACGAAAUAAUAAAUCAAUUCAAUUUUUACGUGAUUUUAUUAAUAAUCAUCAUCUUGAAUGUAAAUUUAUAUUAGAUAAUCAUCAAUUAAUAUUAACAGAACAAAGUCAAGGUUUUCCAUUAACUAUAGAUUAUAAUGAAUCAUUAACAAUUAGUUUUAAUUUUUCAAUUUUAAAGAUUCCUAAUGAUUAUUUUGAUAUUUCAUUAUUAACAUUUAACAUACAAGAUACAUAUUCAAUACGAAUACCAAUUAAUAAAAUUACGAAUAAUACACAAAUAGCAAUUGUAAUUCAAACAAAUGAACGAAAGAUAAAAGUCUAUAUUAAUAAUGAAUGUCGAAUAUUCGACUGUCCAAUUAUAACAAAAUUUAAUAUUCAUAUUCUACCAAUAAUAUCUGUUGGAAUUCAAAAUUUUGCUAUUUGGAAAUAUGCAUUAUCUGAAGAACAUAUUCAACGUUUAUUUACUUCUGGUUUAUCCUAUGUUGCAAUUGAUUAUUAUCGAUUAAAUCAAUAUCAAAAACAAGUAAAUACACUUACAUUUACUACGAAUCAACAAUAUUUUGAAAAUGAUUUACUUAUUCCAUUUAAUGAAUCAUUUGAUGAGAUUAAAUGGGAGAAAAAGAAAAUAGAAUCUGAUGAAGAUGAAUCAAAAUAUUUUAAUACAAACAAUGGAAAUAUACAAUUAUUUGGAAAUAAAACUUAUUUUGUUUUAGAUAAAUCAAUUGACCCAUGGCUUGAAUAUACACUCAUUUUUGAUAUAUCUAUUAAUUACUUACCAAUAACAUUAGUUAGAUUAAAUACACAAACAGAAAUAUGUAUAACACAUGAUGGUCAACUUUAUAUAUUGAUUAAUAAUGAAAAAACUAUUCAAAGUGAAUUAAAAUUGAAUUUAAAUGAAUAUAUACGUUUAAUAAUUUCUGUUCAUGAUAAAUCUAUUAAAAUCUAUAUUAAUGGAUUAUUAAAUCUUGAUGCAAAUCUAGACAAUAAUCAAUUGAUAAUAAAAGAUAAACGAAUUGAUCUAUUUAAAGAAUUAGAUUUAACAAAAAACAUAAUUAGUGAAGAUACACUUCGAAUCGAAUGUAAAUCAAUAACUUAUCUAAAUAAAGCAAUAAAUGAAAUUAAUGAAAAAAUGACAUCAGCAAAUAAUUCAUUAGAAAGUUUAGUUACAUUAUCAUAUUCAAUUAUUUCACCAAGUUUAAUUCGUAUUGGAUAUGAUGAAUUAUCAAUAAAACUUGCUAUGAAACAAACUAUAACUAGAAAUAUUCAAUUAAUUGAUACAAUUUUACGUGAAAAAAAAUUUAAUAAAUAUAAUGAAAAUAUUUUAUCAAAACUUGGAUUUUCAAUUAAUCAAGAAAAAUUAAAAGAUUUAUUUGAAUUUUCUCAAUUUGAUACUGAAGAAAAAGUAAUAAAUCUUGCUGAAGUAUUAUUUAUUCAUUGGAAUGAUAUUCAAAUAUUAUCACCAUUAUCAAUCGAUAAAAAUUGGUUUCAACAAACAAUUGAUCAUUUAAAUAUUAAUAAUAAUCUUACUGAAUGGAUUCAAGAUAAAUCACAAAUAACUGAACAAACUGAUCUUAUUUAUCAAUUAAUUGAUUUAAAUCAAUCUAUUCAAGAAAAAUCAAUACUAAUCAAUGAUAAUCAAUGGAAAUAUCUAGAUAUGACUCAACUAAAAUAUCAUGAAUCUCGUAUUUCUUGUGAAUAUCGAUUAAUUGCAAUCUAUUCACAUUAUAUAAUUUUAAAUAUGUUAAGAAUUUGGUCUUAUGAUGGAUCAUCUUUAUUUCCAUUAGAAAAAUUUGGUGAUUGUAAAUUUAUUGUUAAACUAUUACGAUUAUUAGACUAUCAUUAUAGAUAUACACGUUUACAUACAGAUGAAACUAUUGAUCGUAUGAGUUUAUUAAUAAAUUCGAUUAUUAAAAUUGAAUUAAAUGAAUUAAUUAAAUAUUAUAAAAUAAAACAUAAUAAUAUAACUUAUGAUAUUUUACAAUCCAAAGCACCAUUACUUUAUCAUUUACAAAAAGAUAUUAUGAUUCAAUCAAUUAAAAUUUGCAUUGAUCCAUCAUUAUUAAUCUUAGAAAAUAAUGAUGAAUAUGAAAUUGAAAAACCAAAUUUUAAAUUUAUUCUUAAACUAGUUCAAUUAUUUGUUAAAUUAAUUUCUGAAAAAUCAACAAUAAAACAAGAAGAUAUUGAUGUAUUAAUUUCAUUAUUAUUUCCAGAAUCUUUAAUCAAUGUAUUAUUCAAUCUAUUUAUUUUAAAUCCUAAACAUGAAAAUAAAAGUAUUAUUCUACGUUUAUUUUCUACUCUAAUUCAAACAAGUCAUAAUUUUAAUUUAAACAAAAAUAUUCAAAAUUUUUUAUUUCAUUUAUUUACUGAAUUACCACCAAAUUCUACUUCAAUAAAUACUCAAACAAUGAGAACAUUUCAAAUAGCUAUUAUGGAUUUAGUUUAUCUCUUAGUUGAAAGACAAAAAUAUCAAUUAACAUCAAUAGAUACAAUCAAUGAAUUAGUAUUUAAAUUACCUAAAAGUUUUCAUGAUUUAAUAUUAAUGAUUGAUGUUAUUAAAGCUUUAACUGAUAAAACAAAACAAACAUCAUUUCCAGACAUGUUUAUAAUACAAUCAAUUAUCUUAUUAGGUGAAAAUCUUCAAUUAACUAGAGAUGAUAUUGAAAAAUCAAAUAAUCAUUUUGAUACAAUAUCUGAUUUACAAUUAAUUCAUUUUAUGAAUAAUAAUCAACUUUUAAAAAUAUCUUUUAUUGAAUUUAUUCAUAGUUUACCAACUGAAUCUAUAUCUAAUUCAUCAUAUUACAGAAGUUAUCCAUCAUUAUGGCAUAUUCCAGCUAUCUCUAUUCAAAUUCGUGCUAAAAUUAUCUAUGAAUUAAAUAUAAUCUUAGAAAAAUUAGUUGCAUUUAUUGAUCUUAGUCUAUAUCCUGGACAAAGUAUUCUUACAGAUAAUAUUCAAAAAAUAAAAUCAUAUAUUUUAUACGAAACAAAAUCUAAACUUUUCGAUACAACUGUAACCAUAACGUCAUUAGAAACAGAUAAUGAUAUUCCGACAGUUAAUUUCGAUACAGUUAAAGCAAGUUCAAAUACAACAUAUACAAUGUUUAAUCAAGCUUAUGAACAAUUACAUAAUAAUGCACAUAUAACAUUUCGAAAAGAAUAUGAUCAAGUAUGGCGUGCACAAUAUCUUGCUAUGCAUAGUACUGAUCAAGGUGGACCAUUUCGUGAUUCUGUAACAUGUAUUUGUUCUGAUAUAUGUAGUACACGAUUAUCAUUAUUUAUAUUAUGUCCAAAUGGACGAACAAAUAGUGGUUUAAAUGAUGAUCGUUGGAUUCCGAAUAUAUUUCCACCAAAUGAAUCAAUUCCAAAUCGAAUAAAAAAACAAUAUCAAUUUAUUGGACAAUUAAUGGGUAUGGCUAUACGAAAGAAACAUUAUUUAUAUUUAAAAUUUUCUAGCUUAUUAUGGAAACAAUUAGUUCGAGAACAAAUAACUAUUGAAGAUAUUGAAAAUAUUGAUGUACAAAGUUUUACAAUGAUUAAUGAAAUGGAAAAAACUAUAAAACAAAAUAAUUCAUCAAUUGAUACAAAUGAAUUUCUUAGUAGUAUUUUAGAUGAACUUCGAUUUGAAGUUGUAAGUUCAAAUGGACCAACUUAUGAACUCGUUCCGAAUGGUAAACAUAUUCCAAUAGCAAUUUCUAAUUUUAAAGACUAUUGUUCAUGUUAUCGUGAAUAUCGUUUAAAUGAAUUUCAUCGACAAAUUGAAUGUAUUCGUCAAGGUUUAUAUAGCGUUGUUCCAGGUUAUUUUUUAGUUUUGUUUACAGCUAGUGAACUUGAAGAAAUGAUAUGUGGAAAAGGAGAGAUGGAUGUGGAAUUAUUAAAAAGAAAUACCUCAUACGGUGGUCAUUACAAUAAAGAUUCACCAUCUAUUCAACGAUUAUGGACAAUUCUAAGAGAAAUAUUCAAUGAAGAACAGAAAAAAUUGUUUUUAAAAUUUGUUUGGGGACGAUGUACAUUACCAAAUUGUGAUGAUGACUUUGGAACAAAAUUUCGCAUUGAACCAUAUAUUCUAUCCAAUGAAUUCAUCGAUGGAGCACUGCCAAGAGCUCAUACAUGUACUUUUGUACUUGAUUUACCUGAUUAUUCAACGAUAGAUAUCAUGUAUGAUCGUUUGAAUUAUGCUAUAACUUAUUGUUCAAGUAUCGAUGGAGAUGGGAACAUGAAUGAAGCACCUAUAUCAACUGAUUUAGAAUCUGAUUCAGCAACAGAAGAAUAA